AUGGAUAAAAUAAAGAAGCUUAAUUUAGAUUCUGACUAGUUUUCAGUUGACUACUUAAGACCAAUUCCAUUCCUCGUAAACUCAAAUAAUUUUUAUUGGAAUGAGAAUAGCAUGCUUAAUAAUUUAUAAUGGAAUUAUACUCUUCAAAUCAACAGUGAUAAAUUGAGUUAGGUAAAGGAAAUUAUAUAGAAAGCUUGUUUUACUUAGGUCAGUGAUCAAGAAUUCAAAGUACAAAACAAUUUAUAGCAUAGUUGAUUUAAGACUUUUUAGAAAAUGACGAGUAUUUAUUAAAAAAUUGUGGUUUUACUACAUAAAAAUUACCCGAUUUAAUAGAAAAUAAUGCAAACUUAGUAUUCCUUUUCUUAGUGAAAAAUGUGAAGUCUUCUGAUUUCUAAGAGUAAAAGUACUUAAUAAUUCAAGUUAUUUGGAUGUUUUAAUCAAUAUUGAUGUUACUCCUGCUACAAUUGAGUUAUUUGCGAUGAUAAAUUAUUCGAUGAAAAUACCUCCUGAUUUCGUUACAUAUUAUGUGUAUUAUUGUAUUUAAUAUUGUAAUAAUAUUAAAGUAAAUUAUAAUAUACAAUCAAAUAGGAAAAAUCAACAUAAACGAAAAUAGUUAAAUAUGUCAGCAUUUUCAUUCGCCAUUUUUUAAAAACUAAGGCAAUUAUGACUAAAGAUCUUCUGACUGAAGUAAGCUUGCUAUAAUUAUAUAAGCUACAAGCAUUUUGUAUAGAAUUUACCAGGGUUAAUGAAGUAUCUCAACUUUUCAAAUCAGUAAAAGCUUUCAAUGAAUUAGGAGCAUGA
Messenger RNA from Paramecium octaurelia, 801 nucleotides. The record is from the annotation of a GenBank genome assembly. Lineage: Eukaryota; Ciliophora; Oligohymenophorea; Peniculida; Parameciidae.